Pleuronectes platessa (European plaice) is the source of this 2619-nucleotide messenger RNA. It is a transcript of the gene rfx2, whose product is annotated as regulatory factor X, 2 (influences HLA class II expression). Gene Ontology annotation, molecular function: RNA polymerase II cis-regulatory region sequence-specific DNA binding; DNA-binding transcription factor activity, RNA polymerase II-specific. Gene Ontology annotation, biological process: regulation of transcription by RNA polymerase II. NCBI's taxonomy places the organism in Eukaryota, Metazoa, Chordata, Actinopteri, Pleuronectiformes, Pleuronectidae. The record is from RefSeq and is a predicted model, not a curated record.
GUGGCCGUGGUCAGUGCCUUCGCUCAGACUCUGAGACGUUACACCAGUUUGAACCACUUGGCCCAGGCAGCUCGGGCCGUCCUGCAGAACACCUCCCAGAUCAACCAGAUGCUGUCCGACCUCAACAGGGUGGACUUCGCUAACGUCCAGGAGCAGGCGUCGUGGGUGUGUCAGUGUGACGAGAGCGUGGUCCAGCGUCUGGAGCAGGACUUCAAAGUCACCCUGCAGCAGCAGAGCUCCCUGGAUCAGUGGGCGACCUGGCUCGACAACGUGGUCUCUCAGGUCCUGAAGCCGCACCAGGGCAGCCCCAGCUUCCCCAAAGCUGCUCGGCAGUUCCUGCUCAAAUGGUCUUUCUACAGCUCCAUGGUGAUCAGAGACCUUACUCUGCGGAGUGCAGCCAGUUUCGGCUCCUUCCACCUGAUCCGUCUCCUGUAUGACGAGUACAUGUUCUACCUGGUGGAGCAUCGAGUGGCUCAGGCCACCGGAGAAACUCCCAUCGCUGUCAUGGGCGAGUUCAGUGACCUGACCUCCAUGAUGCCUUCACUCCUGGAGAAAGACGCGUCCUUCUCUGACGAGAUGAGCGACCUGGGCAGCGACGCCGACACCUCCAGAGGACCUACUGAGCCGGCUGUCAAGAGAGAGAGGAUCGACAUGAGCCACCCUCUGCAGGAGAUGUGAGUCCAGUCCAGACAGGAAGCCACGAGGACCAGCUUCACCGGCUCUAAGAGGUGUGACCCUGCAGGGGCCUUCUGAGGCCUUACGGGACACAAGUGGCUUUUUUCUAGCCGAGCACAACGCAUCCCUCUGCAGUCGGUGUGUGCAGUGUACAUAGAGAGUAGCAAUGUCAGUCCCCCCCCCCCCCUCCCCCUCCCCCCUCACUAGUUUGUAAAGUUGGUGAUCUUUGUCCCAGGAAACUCUCGUCUUUUCUUUCCUCACGGGGGCGUUAACACAGGUCGGAUUCUGUUUCCUUUUUGUUUUUUGUUGCAACUGUGAAUGACUUUGUGCAGUACCUUUCUAUUGGAUGUGUAUCUUCGAGUGCUGGUGUGUGGUGUUUGUGUGACUCUUUUUGUUCCUCUCUCUCAAAUUUCAAACUAGUUGUGCCAUAGUGUCAUUUGAGUGCCUUAGAUCGCCAACUUUGAAAGCACCAGUGCAGAUGCUGUCCAUCUGUCCCUCAGCUGUGCCUCUACCGCAGUAUGAAUGUAUCGUCUCCGAACCUCUGACGUUCGAAGCACCUUGAGCGUCGGUCGGGUGUCGGCGUCUGCUCCUCGUUGCCUCACACGGAAGAAAAAGAGAGAAUAGAAUCACCAACAUGCAACCUAAUGACCCAAAGGACCUUUUCCCUCAGUCCAUCCCACCAGCUCAGUCCGUCAGGCAGGGAACAGUCUAUCACCUGGGCUGUGUACACUGAUAGUUUGUUUACCUCAAUAGAUUUCUAUGCUGUGCUCCGUUCGGCUCAGAUGACACGAGGCAAGUAUUAAAAAAAAGAAAAGAUGUAGCCACUGUUUGUGUGUCCCAUGUAAAUAAGUCCUCCCGGAACAUGAAUUCAGGAUCCAGGGACUGAUGUGUGCCGACCGGCUGUGGUUUCACUCCAUCAACACCGAGUUGGGAACGAAUCCAGAUCAGUAAUCUUAACGAUGAUGGGAUGUUAAACUGGAAUCAGGUCGGAUUGUCCUGAUUACAACUGGUCUUACAUUUCAAAGGGAAGAUGAAGCUCUGGGCCUUUAAAACCAAAACCCUGAUCCAAGGAAAAGGACGUGGUUGGCAUCUGAACCGGCACACACACCCCCCCCCCCACAACCACCCCCCCCCAGACGCCGAUACUCAAACCUCAUGCUGUUACUCAGAUAAAGUCUUAUACUCCGUUUGGAUUAGAUAGAAGAAAAAAAUACAGUUCGUGAUUGGGGGAAUUUGUCCAUAACGAUAAAUUAUAUAUAAAUAUAUAUAUAUAUCUUUAUAUGAUGUAGAAAUGAUGUGUGUGCUCUGUGGCCUUCGGUCUUUGCCUAAUCGCUCUCCUCAAACUGUACCAGACGUGUAAUUGAUUAGACUGAUGUGUGUGUGUGUGCGUGAAAAAUCGGUUUCCAAUCUCGAUUGUUCAAUGUGUGAGAUUCAGUUUCUACUUGUGGUGACGUGCACCCGAGUAAACCUGUUAAACUGUCACAAGAGAAAUCUCUAUUUAUAUGAAAUCUUCUGCUUUGAUCCACAGAAGCUUUGUGUUUGGUUGACCCCCCCCCCAUCCCCUCAUAUGAUUUUGUCGUAGCGAUGAGAAACCUCGAGCUUGACUUUAUUUAAGGCUUUUUGUAACUUGUGCCUCUCGUCACAGUCGUUUGCCUUCAAGUCCUUUGGGGAUUUAAACAACAACAAAAAAAAGUUCUUUCUAAGUGUACAUUGUAAUGUUUUGUAAGGCUGUUUUAGAUUUUUGGGCGGAGGAUUAUUUUUUAUUGAACUAGAUUUGGUUCCUCACAAGUAUACUGAACCCUUAUUUUUGUGUAUUUUUAAGCCUGUUCUUGACUACACUUUAGCUAGCCCAAGGACGGAUGAUGGUCUGUAAGAAACUGCAUAGUUCAGCUGUAUUUUGUACUUGGUCACGAUGUGUAAUAAAUUGGUGUAAACCAAAAACCA